AUGUCGGGAACCUGAACAUGCUUCAAUGCCGUCGAGACAUUCUAGUAUGAGCCUGGCCGCAUUGGCGUCGUGUUUGUGGUGGAGAUACGUUCUGGAGAACGUUAGCAUUCCGACGCGUGCCUUGGCAAUCGUGAGUGCGCCCGUGUCAACGGUUGACGGGAUUUCGCAAGUGAGGGAUUGCGCGAUUUUGUGGUUAGGUGUUGCUUGGAUUUGGAAUGACCGUAUCAGCGUCAAUUUGCACACGCCUGGGACAAGCGCAAGUGAUCCCGACUUUCGAAAUUUGGUCGCUGGGAUGAAGAUCCAGUGACCGGGCGUAGCGCCUCCAAAGUUGCUUUUUCCGAUGGUGUAAUUUGCAUCGCGUUUUCGUUCUGAGGGUCGAGAUUGCUCUUCCUGGUUGCGGAGCGAUUCCCAGCGCAAGGCUACCUGCGUGUGUGAUUUUCUGUUCGCUGCUUGGGGGAUCGUUCCGAACAGAGUGAUGUUUUUGUAGUUUUAUUUUGACGAAGGACGAGCAUCAAUGGCUGUCUUCAAUCUGGAUCGAAGUUUUUGAGCAAGCGAAAUUAUGCCGAGCGACCACUCCUUCUCUGAUGGAAUGCCUGCACUGACCUCCACAUCGAAGUGGCCUCGGUAUUUGCGCCAGCGUCUACACAUAUCCCAAGUUUGCAAGUGACGGGAGGUCUGGACUGGUUGAGCCAAGAUGAUGCAAACGCGGAAGGACAUUUUGGAAAUCGACAGGGAGAGUGUGAUUGUCAUCUCCAAGACGAAGCUCACAGAUGGCUUACUCCAUCUGCUAGGGCCAGAUGAGAGGACGGAGUUCAGAAUUCUGUGCAGACGAGUUGAAUCCACCAUACGUGCUUGGUACAACCUUCAGUUUGAGGACUUGAAUCAUCUGUAUUCACUAUUCGAUCCUAUCCACGGGCGGAGGAAGUUGGAGCAGUUGCAUCUCAGUCCGGCGAAGGUGGAUGUGAUGGAGCAGCGGUUCCUGAAAAUCUUGUUCCAGGUAAUGGAGAAGAGCAACUUUCAAAUACUGAACGAUGCCGAGGUAGAACUGGCGCAGUCAGGCCAGUACCUUCUAAAUAUGCCGAUUGCGGUUGACAAAUUCAAGUUGGACAAGAGGUUGUUUACAACAUAUUUCAAGGAGAAUAAAGUUGAUGAAGUGCCUUCUUAUGCGGAUCAGUACGUAAUUUUCCGACGCGGAAUUGGAAUCGACAGAACCACAGAUUAUUUCAUCAUGCCCAAGCUGGAUCUCCUCAUUGAACGCACUUGGGGUUGGGGUCUCGAAAAGUUGGGGCUGCGGAAGGUGAAGACUGAGGAAACUGUGAACCUACACUCUUUGUCGAGAAAGGGAUCGAAAGGGGAGAAGAGGAUUCAAGACGGCGCGCAGAAUGAGGAGAAGGCUCCAGGAGCUGACAACAACGAGCUUCGGUUUGAACGUAUUCGAAUACAAAAUAUGGAUCUCAGUUUCAAGAAUCUGUUCACUCAGAAUACAGUGCAGGAGCCCACAUUCGACCGUAUGAUCGUGGUUUAUCGGAAUGCCUCGAAACCACACCACAUCCUUGAUCCCCUGGGAGACAGAGCCAUUCACAUCCGGCAUUUUCGAAAUAUUCCUAUGGCAGACAUGGAGCUUGUUCUUCCUGAGAAGAAGAAUCCAGGUUUGACACCUAUGGACUGGGUGAAACUAACUAUAUCGGCAGUUCUUGGCCUGGUUGCCUUGAUUGGAUCGACAGAAUCGGGGAAAGGUGACGUAUGGGUGCUAGUUGCAGUCCUGGGUGGCAUAAUUGGAUACAUUGCAAAGAUAUAUUUCACGUUCCAUGCCAAUCUGGAGGCGUAUCAGAAUCUUAUUACUCAAUCCUUGUAUGACAAGCAGCUCGAUAGCGGAAGGGGAACUCUACUCCAUCUAUGCGAUGAUGUCAUCCAGCAAGAGGUGAAGGAAGUGAUUAUGGCUUACUUUGUGUUAAUGAGCCAAGGCAAAGCUACUGAUCUGGAAUUGGAUAAACGGUGCGAGGAGUUGAUGGCCACAAAGUUUGGUGAGAAAUGCGAUUUUGAUGUAGAAGAUGCACUAGAGAAGCUGGAAAAGUUGCAGAUCAUAACGAAAGAUGUGAACGGGAAGUACUCGCAUCAACCUCUGAGAAAAGCCAACGACGCUAUAGGUGAAACCACCGAUGAGCUUGUUGAACGGAGAAGCCGGUGAUUAGAAAAGGCUUUAUGUUAUCCCUAUCGAGAUUCAAUGAAGGCUGCAGGGUUUUGUAAGAGCAUUGGAAUAACUGCAGGCUUGGAGGAGGAAAUUUUCCUUGUGAUAUUCUCUGACAAGUAGUUUUGGACAGGUUUGUGUGUUUGUAAAUGCGCAACGCACCGUAGUUUGUUCCAGCGCACAACACAACCACUGCUCAGCUUUCUCCCAAGUGUAGUAAAAUGGGUUUUUCUAUUCCACAUCCAGGCCCAUCCUUGGUGUGUAUCUGGGUGCUUCAGCGCGGGCUGCUAUUAGCUUGUAUUUUCAUCAGCUUUUACCUUAUUUAGGUCUCAUGCUGAGGUCUUCACACGCUUUUGAAUGGGCGUGGAGGAGCUUUAGCUUGCUUUAUACGUAA
This is a messenger RNA of Physcomitrium patens, 2582 nucleotides long. RefSeq lists its product as uncharacterized. NCBI's taxonomy places the organism in Eukaryota, Viridiplantae, Streptophyta, Bryopsida, Funariales, Funariaceae. The record is from RefSeq and is a predicted model, not a curated record.